Adineta steineri is the source of this 2112-nucleotide messenger RNA. The record is from the annotation of a GenBank genome assembly. NCBI's taxonomy places the organism in Eukaryota, Metazoa, Rotifera, Eurotatoria, Adinetida, Adinetidae.
AUGAGUCAAUACUCUGCAUCGAUUCUCGUUAUAAGUGGAGUUACAACAGUAUUUCUUAGUAUCAUCUAUUAUUAUUUGCAAACAAAAUCAUGCCAUACCCUUAAUAUGGUGCAAUGCGGUCUCCAGCAGCGGUUAUGUGAAUAUAAUAUAUUAGGAAUAAAAAGAUAUGUUGAAUCGAAAUCGUCUCCUAACAACGAAGUCAACGAUCAUUAUUUCUCAAUUGAAUUACCAGAACCGGGUGUGACUGAAUUAUCAUGUUUAUCAAAGAACCUUUUACAUCACUGGCAUCAAUUACACCCUAAAACACUAUUCUAUUUAUACAUUGUGGGGCAUGAUACACUGAAAAUACCGGAAACAUUUCCCAAUCUACGUAUAUGUGAAUUAGACUCAGCAUUGAUCUUUCAAACGCCACUAAAAUGGUGGUUAAAUGCGCAUGUUCAAUGGAAAUAUCGAACAGCAAUGAAAACAUUAAUGACAUUCGAUCAUAUGAAUCUCUCUUACAAUCCUUCUGAUCAUACAAUUCCAAUGUUCAAACAUCUUAAACUUAUUUAUUCAAUAGUAUUAUUAUGGCAUAGAGGUGGAAUAUAUAUAUCGCAUGAUAUUGUUUUAAUCAAACCAAUAAUAACUCUAUCCUCGACUUCAAAUGUUACUCUAGUUCAGCGAAAUAGCAAUCGAAUUAGUUUAGAUUUUUUAUCAAUCAUGACUAGUCAACAUCCUCUGAUCAAGCAACUAUUGAUACAUCUAUCGCAUGCUUAUCAAAAUCAAGAUGUAAUGGCAAUAGAUGCAGAAUUAAUAUUAUGGAAAGUUUUAAUCAAGUUUUUAUCAGCCACCAAAGAUUCCAUUCAAAUUUUGCCUGCGAAUACUUUCUACGGAUUCGACAGAGAAGAAGAAAUGUUUUCUAAUUGGUUUACGUCAAAAAAUUCGUCAGAACAGUGGGCAGCAUGGCAAAAUGAUCAGCAUCGAUACGGAAUACAUUUUCCAAUUGUUCGUGUACCCAGAGCAACUCCUAUUCCAAUCAAAAAUUCCUUAAUUGAUCGUUUAACUUCUUUACCGAAAAGUUUGAUAUCUUUAAAACAGGCUUCCUGUUUCCAUGCUUCGACAGACAGAAUUCAUAUGGGACAAUUGGUGUAUCAAUACAAUCAUAAUCAUGGUAAUAACGGUGAUUAUAUCCAAUCAUGGGCAUCGAUUCAAUAUUAUCCUUGUAUUGAUCGAUUUUAUGCAAGAGACAAUCUGCAUAAUCUUCCAGAACUGUAUCAGAUGAAAUUUGGACAAAGCACAUUUAGAAACGAUUCUUUGACAUCGGUCUCUAUUCUGAUGAAUGCUUGGUGGGCAUUAGUUCGUCCAAAAUUAGAACAAGAAAAGUGCUGGCCACCACCUGAUCAUUUCAGACCAGUUUAUAUUUCGAUGCAUAUUGUCGAUCGAGUAGCGCCGGUGAUGAUAAAAAGUAGAAAAACAUAUGACAAUUAUGGCCCUGUUGGAGCUCGCGACAUGGUAACUUUACAGUUAUUGGAGAAGCAAAACAUAUCUACAUGGCUUUCUGGAUGUUUAACAACCACUUUGAAAUAUCAAUCUGUCACACGAUUUUUUAACGUCACGAAGAAGUCUAUUCUUAUUGUCGAUGUUCAAAAUAAUUUAACAAAUAUUCUUGUACCGCCAGAUAUCUUACGCGAUAAUGUAAUAUGGAGUACGGCAUUAUAUACACCAGAAAAUAUCAAUCAAACUGAUGAACAAUUAAAUGAUUUUGAACAAGUUGAAAAACGAUUUGACGAGCUUCUUAACUCGAAAUUAGUUCUAACUAGUCGUUUGCAUGUCCUUCUACCUUGUUUAGCGUUGAAUAUUCCUGUCAUGUUUAUCUAUCCGUAUGAAGCUUACGGUCGUGAUCCACGUUUUAAAGGUCUGAUUGAGAUUCUUGUGGACCACAUCUAUUCUGAAAAAGAUGCGUAUUUUUGGAAAAAUACAAGUCAUCCAUAUGCGAUUGCCUGGGAAAACCCAAGGUCAAUGAACAAGGCAAAGAAAGAACUAUUAAAAACAAUGAUUACUGGUCUGCACCAAAGAUUGAAACAAGAGAGAGAAUUUCGUAUUUGGGGACACUUUUAUCGGGUCUUCGAUUAA